AUGUCCCCAGACAUGGCCGUCAUUGAUGAGUUGCGACAUCUGGAACUGCACCUGGAGGAUGAGUUUACGGACGCCCAGAAAGUAGCUGAGCUGUACGAGUUAGUACAAUACGCCGCCAACAUUGUCCCUCGCCUGUACUUGCUGAUUAUGGUGGGAUCGGUCUAUGUGAAGGUGGCACCUAACAUGCGCAAAGAGAUUGUGCUUGAUUUGGUUGAGAUGUGCCGAGGGGUGCAGCAUCCGCUGCGUGGCCUCUUCCUGCGCAACUACCUACUGCAGCAG
Sphaeroforma arctica JP610 is the source of this 279-nucleotide messenger RNA. RefSeq lists its product as hypothetical. The annotation marks the transcript as partial. Gene Ontology annotation, cellular component: late endosome; retromer complex; retromer, cargo-selective complex. The transcript has 2 exons. Lineage: Eukaryota; Ichthyosporea; Ichthyophonida. The record is from RefSeq and is a predicted model, not a curated record. Gene Ontology annotation, biological process: retrograde transport, endosome to Golgi; intracellular protein transport.